CACGUGUCGACGCACUUUCACUUGCUUACAUGGCGAGCACUAAGAAAGUUGGAAUCUCUCUGUGGAUUUGUCGUCGUCGUGGAAGAAAAAGACACUCGACUCUUCACUGUCUCUCUCUGUGGCCAUCCAGCCUCAGGUCUUCAACUUCGAAAUUCAAAAUUAUAUAUUUUAAAGGAUGUUAUUUACCUCCUUUUGUCUCUGGUCUGUGUUCCAUUCCUUUCUUCUUAGGGUUUUCCAGAUCCUACUUUCUCUAUCUCGAAGUGGUGUUUUUUUUGGAGGAUUGGGAAUUGCUGGAGAUGUCGAAAGCUGGAGCUUUGGAUCUCGCAUCUGGUCUUGGUGGAAAGAUUGAGAAAGACGAUGUUCUCUCCGCCGUGGAUAAGUAUGAGAAGUAUCAUGUCUGUUAUGGAGGUGACGAGGAAGAGAGAAAAGCCAACUACACGGACAUGGUGAAUAAAUACUAUGAUCUUGUUACCAGCUUCUAUGAAUAUGGCUGGGGAGAAUCAUUCCAUUUUGCGCCUAGAUGGAAAGGAGAGUCUCUUCGGGAGAGCAUUAAGCGACAUGAGCACUUCCUUGCUCUACAACUAGGCCUAAAACCGAAGCAGAAGGUGUUGGAUGUAGGAUGUGGAAUUGGUGGACCAUUAAGGGAAAUUGCUAGAUUCAGCUCUACAUCAGUGACAGGUCUAAACAACAAUGAGUAUCAAAUAGCUAGGGGAAAGGCACUUAACAGCGUUGUUGGAGUGGACCAGACCUGCAACUUCGUGAAGGCUGAUUUCAUGAAAAUGCCAUUUCCUGACAAUACCUUUGAUGCGGUUUAUGCAAUUGAAGCUACCUGCCAUGCUCCUGAUGCAGUUGGAUGCUACAAAGAGAUAUUUCGGGUAUUGAAGCCUGGUCAAUGUUUUGCUGCAUAUGAGUGGUGUAUGACUGAUUCCUUUGACCCCAAUAACCAAGAACACCAAAAGAUUAAGGGAGAAAUUGAGAUUGGUGAUGGUCUCCCUGACAUCAGGUUGACAAGGCAGUGCCUCGAAGCUCUGAAGAUGGCAGGUUUUGAAGUUAUACGGGAGAAAGAUCUUGCGGUGGGCUCACCCGUCCCUUGGUAUUUGCCUUUGGAUAAAAGUCACUUUUCGCUCAGUAGUUUCCGUCUAACUGCAAUGGGACGUUUUAUUACCAAAAAUAUGGUCAUGGCCCUAGAAUAUGUCGGCCUUGCGCCCAAGGGAAGUCAGAGGGUGCAGUUAUUCUUAGAGCAAGCAGCAGAAGGGCUUGUUGCCGGUGGAAAGAAAGAGAUCUUCACGCCACUGUAUUUCUUCUUGGCUCGGAAGCCUCAGUCUGAUGUGCUGUAACAAGGAAGUGACAUUAAAUUACCUUGCUCGUGUGUGUUUAGUUUCCUGGAACAUCAUCUGAGACCUGCUAUCUCAGGAGUUCUAAUGCCAGCAUUUUUAUAUUUUGGACUCCCCUCAUUGCUUAAAUAUGUGAAAAUUUCCUCAAAUUUCAUAGGAAUUUGCAGGAAAAAUGGGAUUUUUUCAAUUUUGGUCAAGUUCAGUCAUUUACUGGAAUAAAUUUUGUUGGGGACAAGUAAAUUUUGUUUUGAAACGUUCAAAACGUUUUUGUUUUCAUGAAAAUCAAAAUGAAUCAUUGAUUGAAUAUCAAAAUUUCUAUGUUCGAGAUGCUUUGGUAGGUUGAGGUGCUUUGACUUUUGUUUCGGCAUGGUUUGAUGAAUGUUUCGGAAAUAAAAUUUUAAAUUCUUCUUUGUUUUUAUUUUGUUUUAGAAAUGUUUCCGAAACAUAAUCAAAACUUUUUUGUUUUCAACCUCAUCGAAACUAUGCACUAAAACGAAAUUUUGAUUCUUGGUUGGGGAUGGGUAAAUAUCAAUGGUAUUCAUAGAGAACCCCCUGGGGGAUCAUUAUAUUAGACGUGGAUGAUUGAACUUGAUGGAAAUUGACAAAUUUUGAAACUGAGAGGAUCGAAAUGGCAGUAAAAUGUAAGUUGAAAUGUAAUGUGUUUGUGGACAAUUGACUGAUAAAAUGGUUAUCC
Messenger RNA from Ilex paraguariensis (yerba mate), 2028 nucleotides. The record is from the annotation of a GenBank genome assembly. Lineage: Eukaryota; Viridiplantae; Streptophyta; Magnoliopsida; Aquifoliales; Aquifoliaceae.